This is a messenger RNA of Mesocricetus auratus (golden hamster), 4632 nucleotides long. Its product is annotated as guanylate cyclase 2G. Gene Ontology annotation, molecular function: peptide receptor activity; protein kinase activity; ATP binding. Gene Ontology annotation, biological process: protein phosphorylation; receptor guanylyl cyclase signaling pathway; intracellular signal transduction. The record is from RefSeq and is a predicted model, not a curated record. The coding region runs from base 4 to 3291 and encodes 1095 amino acids. NCBI's taxonomy places the organism in Eukaryota, Metazoa, Chordata, Mammalia, Rodentia, Cricetidae. Gene Ontology annotation, cellular component: membrane. The transcript has 21 exons.
GCCAUGGCUUCCAGGACGCACUCUGAGGUCCCACUGAAGUCUCGGUUCUGUGUUGGAGCUGAAAGCCGUACUGAUCACCCACGUCUGGUUUUGAUGUUCUUUGCCAUUGUGUUACUGGCUUGUCUUGAAGCUGCCAAGCUCACUGUGGGACUCCAUGCUCCCUGGAACAUUUCUCAUCCAUUUAGUGCUCAAAGGCUGGGGGCAGGCCUCCAGAUUGCUAUGGACAAGCUCAACUCAGAGCCAGUGGGCCUUGGGAACCUGAGCUGGGAGUUCACGUACACCCACUCAGCAUGCAGCACCAAGGAGUCCCUGGCAGUUUUCAUCAACCAGGUUCAGAGAGAACACAUUUCUGCUCUGUUUGGACCAGCAUGCCCAGAAGCAGCAGAGGUGAUCGGUUUGCUGGCCGCUGAGUGGAACAUCCCCGCAUUCGACUUUGCUGGGCGAAUGGCAGCACUGGAGGACCACUUCUGGUGUGGGACCUGCGUGACCCUUGUGCCACCCAGGCAGGAAAUUGUUUCUGUGCUGCAGGAAAGCCUACGGUACCUGGGCUGGGAAGACAUUGGGGUGUUUGGAGGCUCCGCUGGGGCUUCCUCCGGUGAUGGAGUGGAUGAGCUGUGGGAGGCUGUUGAGGGUGGACUCCAGUGGCAUUUCACCGUCACUGCCAGCAUGAGGUACAGAAACAGCAGCCCAGACCUUCUGCAGGAAGACCUCAGAAGCAUAUCAUCUGUUGCCAGGGUUAUCAUCCUAAUAUGCAGCUCAGAGGACACAAGGCGCAUUCUGCAGGCUGCAGAGAACCUGGAACUCAACACUGGAGAAUUUGUUUUCAUCGUUUUACAGCAGUGGGAGGACAGUUUUUGGAAAGAAGCACUGACAAAUGACAAGGCGACAGGUUUCCCCAAAGUCUAUGAGUCAGUGUUUGUCAUCGCCCCCAGCUCCUAUGGAGAAGGCACUGGAGAUGGUGGCUUCCGGAAACAAGUCUACCACAGGUUGAAGAGGCCACCCUUCCAAAGCUCCAUCACCACAGAGGAUCAGGUGAGCCCUUACUCUGCCUACCUCCACGACGCCCUCCUACUCUACGCUCAGACUGUGGAGGAGAUGAUCAAGGCUGAGAAAGACUUCUGGGAUGGGCGGCUGCUGGUUAGCACCCUGAGGACUGGCCAGAUCACACUGCAGGGAAUCUCUGGCCCUGUGCUUUUGGACUCCCAGGGGAGAAGGCACCUGGAUUACUCAGUCUAUGCUCUACAGAAAUCUGGGAACAGAUCCCUUUUUCUCCCUUUUCUUCAUUACGACGCUUUUCAGAAAGUGAUCAGGCCCUGGAGGAAUGACUCUGAUGCCUCUUGGCUCCAUGGCUCCCCUCCCGAAGACAGGCCUGGCUGUGGAUUUCAUAACAAGCUUUGCAAAACGGAGCCUCCUGCUGUAACAGGCACGCGUGACCCUGAGCCUCUGGUGAUUCUCACAGUGACACUCCUGGUUCUUGCCACAGUGGCUGCCGUUACAGGGCUGGUGUUAUGGAUGUUGAGAAGAGAAGCACAGAGUCAUCACGGGAACACCCGUUGGCAGAUCCGUUAUGACAGCAUCACUGUUCUGCCCCAGCACAAGCCACCCCAACGAGGCACACCUGUGUCGAGGUGCGACGUUAGUAACGCUUCUACUGUGACGAGUUCUGCAGACUGCAGCUCUUUUGCCAAGAGCCAACGGGACGAAGAGAUGUUUUAUGCCCCUGUGGGACUUUAUCAGGGAAAUCGAGUGGCCCUCUGCUAUAUUGCUGAUGAAGCAGAAUCAUGGCUUAGGAAGCCAACUGUGCUGCAGGAAAUCUGGCUGAUGUGUGAGUUAAAGCACGAAAACAUCGUCCCCUUCUUUGGGGUUUGCACGGAACCACCUAACAUCUGCAUUGUCACACAGUAUUGCAAAAAAGGAAGUCUGAAGGAUGUCUUGAGAAACACAGAUCAUGAGAUGGAUUGGAUUUUCAAGCUCUCAUUUGCAUAUGACAUAGUCAACGGCAUGCUCUUCCUCCACGGGAGCCCACUGAGGUCUCACGGCAACCUGAAGCCUUCCAACUGCCUGGUCGACGGCCGCAUGCAAGUGAAGCUGUCGGGAUUUGGGCUGUGGGAGUUCAAGCACGGCUGUACACACAGGAUCUACAACCAGGAGACCACCGACCAUUCAGAACUCUACUGGACAGCCCCAGAGCUGUUGCGGCUCCAGGAGCUGCCCUGGCCUGGCACCCCACAAGGAGAUGUUUACAGCUUUGCCGUUCUCAUGAGGGACUUGAUCCACCAGCAGGCCCAUGGGCCCUUUGAUGACCUUGAGGAGGCUCCUGAGGAAAUCAUCAGCCGCAUCAAAGACCCCAGGGGACCAGCUCCGCUUCGACCAACCCUGCUGGGGGAGAAAGGAGACGAAAGGAUUGCCCUCCUGGUGAGGGCCUGCUGGGAUGAGUCUCCAGAGCAAAGGCCAACCUUCCCUGCCGUCAAGAAGGCCUUGCAAGAAGUCAGUCCCAGGGGCUGUGUAAGCCUCUUGGAUAGCAUGAUGGGCAAGCUAGAAAUGUACGCCAGUCACCUGGAGGAAGUGGUGGACGAGCGGACCCACCAGCUGGCGACAGAGAAGAGGAAGGUGGAGAAACUCCUGUCCACCAUGUUGCCCAGCUUCGUUGGAGAGCAGCUCAUAGCUGGAAAGUCGGUAGAGCCAGAGCAUUUUGAGUCCGUCACCAUCUUUUUCUCUGACAUCGUGGGAUUCACAAAACUGUGCUCUCUCAGCUCCCCCUUGCAAGUGGUGAAGCUACUCAACGACUUGUACAGCGUGUUCGAUCACACAAUACAAAGCCAUGAUGUGUACAAGGUUGAAACCAUCGGAGAUGCGUACAUGGUGGCCAGUGGGGUACCCAUUCGCAACGGAGCCCAGCAUGCAGAUGAGAUCGCCACCAUGGCCAUGCGUUUGCUCUGCGCCACCACGCACUUCCGGAUCGGUCACAUGCCUGAGGAGAGACUCAAGCUCCGGAUAGGCCUCCACACAGGUCCUGUGGUGGCCGGUGUGGUGGGAAUCACCAUGCCCAGAUACUGUCUGUUUGGAGACACAGUGAACAUGGCAUCCAGAAUGGAAAGCAGCAGCUUGCCUCUCCGGAUCCACGUUUCUCAGAGCACCGCAGAAGCUCUUCUCGCAGCAGGAGGGUACCAUCUGCAAAAGAGGGGCACCAUUUCUGUCAAGGGCAAGGGAGAACAGACUACCUUCUGGUUGAAAGGCAAAGAAGGCUUCACUGUCCCACUCCCCGAGCUUACCGAGGAGGAAGAAGGCUGACGUUCCGGAGACCUUGUGAGGCGGGUAUGCUCUUUCGAGAUGUUUGUGGAGUCCCGCUAAUGUCUGUGGGGAUCCUUUUGGGGCAAUGCAGCCAGUAUCCAUCGCUCUGAAGAGGUGUAGUUCUGGGGCACUGGACUGAUCUCCCACUAGGGGACACUGUCUUACUGGUGUCCCCUCCUGCUGCAACCUUUGCUCCCAGACUUCUCCUAGUGUGCCUUGGAUGAGGUGUGGAUGUAGAAAUACGCAUUUCCUGGGACGGCUGGCCAGGGAGACUCAUGAACUUGCCUAGAAGAAACUAGGAGCCCCAAACAGAAAGCCCCCUCCCCUCCCCAUGAGCUCAAGACAGAAACUGUCCCAUGCGGGCAGGCUCAGAAGCCUGUGCCAGGUGGGUACAGGAACGCAGCCGCAUUGCGAGCUAGAUGGCCGGGUUUUCCACUCUGUGAGUGCCGUGGGUAAUACCCUGCUCACAAUUUAUUGCCUAUUUUCCCUACAUACCAAAUAACAUCUCUUGAAGCCAGGACUUGAAUUUUACCUGGGAUUUUCCUUUCAUUUAUGCAUGAAGAGCACAGUUUAAUACAUCUGACUGUGGAAGACGCGCCUGUCUGGUCCUGUGAUGACUAUUUCCUUUUUUGCACACAGGCACAAUUAAGUUCUGUGUUGAAUUGUCUGGGGACGAUUUUAAGGGACCUAUGGACCUACACUUCUUUCUCUGCGCCCUGCUCCUCCCCGGCCCACGUGGUUGGUAGGGAAUGCAGAGACCAUUGGGAUCAGACGCUGCUUUUGAAACCUUUUUUUCCUGAUGAAGUUCCCAAGAAUGGAGAAGUGAGACAAAUUAGAUUUUCUUCGUUGCUGGUGUGCACUGUGAACAAAUUUUUGAGUACUUUUUGAUCUACUGGGCACUUUCAUCUUUAUCUCAUAGUUUAAUUGGAAAGAGACAUUUUUUUAACAUUUUUGUGUUUGGUAUGACUUAGAAUUUGCAGCAGAUAUUACAAUGAGGGCCCUUCUCUUCCUCCCUCACAGAGAAGUCCUAAAGAAGAAAGGCUAACCAAACACUGUGUGGUUGUCCCAGUUAAACCUAGCAAUUGGCAAGGGAUACUGGAGUUUCACAGGCAGGGAUGGACAGGUGAUCUUACCCUCUCUAAUGUUAGUCACACAAGAUGGCUUUACCUUCCACAAGAUGGCUUUAUCUUCUUGCCUCUUGGUCUGUAAACUCCUGUCCUGGAGUGUUUGAGGUACAAAUGAUUGAAAGUGUGUGGAAUAUUUGGAUUAAUGAAGUCUAGAAGCACUUGGAAAAGUUGUAGAAUUGGCUUCUAUCAUAAUACACGAACAUGUAAACUGCAA